UUAAUCGCUGCCAUCGCUACUUGUAUGUAAUUAUUUUGCAGCUGUGUUGUGUUUGUUCGGCGUGGUAAAUAGUAAAUGUUAGGGGAAAUGUUAUUCAAUUUUUAUGUAGAUUAAGAACUGCUAUAUUUAUAAAUAAGUGGGACUGUUGUCUAGGAUAGUUUUGAGCAAAGGUAGUUAAGCGAUAUGUUUCGCUUACGCCGACGGUAUACAUUGAUUUUAUGUGGUAUUUGUACUGGGGUGUUGUUGCUGCUUUAUCUACUAAUAUUAUUUUCGGCACCCGCGCAAGAUGGAAAGUCAAAUUAUUUGGCGAUCGUGUCGAAAUUGCAAUCUUUAGAGGAUGGGCUACACCGGCAUGGACAAGAGAUGAGACAUUUAAAGAUUCGUUUGGAUCGUCAAUGGGAACAAAGUAAGGACCAAGGGCGAGAAAUAAAUCAGCAACCACACAAUGGGGAGCAUGAUAUUUUAGAAAAGCCCGUGCUAGCCGAGCUGGAACAAUGUAGUUUUGAUUUUCAGCAGGUGCCACAGCCAGAUGUGCAGAUGCUGGAAAUGUACAAUGAGUGGACAUUUGCGGACGUUGAUGGCGGAGUUUGGAAGCAAGGAUGGAACGUUAAAUAUGAUCCACUUAGAUUUAACGAACAUAACAAAUUGAAAGUGUUUGUAGUGCCUCACUCCCACAACGAUCCAGGUUGGGUUAAAACAUUUGAUGAUUACUACGAGCACGACACCAAACAUAUAUUGUCAAACGCCUUGCGUCAUUUGCGCGAAAACCCAGACAUGACAUUUAUCUGGGCUGAAAUAUCUUACUUUUCACGUUUCUAUGAAGAUCUCGGGGAGCAUAAUAAGCAAGAAAUGAAAAAGCUUGUGCAAAAUCGACAACUCGAAUUUGUAACCGGUGGUUGGGUUAUGCCCGAUGAAGCAAAUUCACACUGGCUGAGUGUUUUAUUGCAACUAACCGAAGGCCAAACGUGGUUAAAAAAACAUUUUAACAUUACGCCAACAUCUUCAUGGUCCAUAGAUCCUUUUGGACACAGCCCUACUUUACCCUACAUUCUGAAAAAGUCAGGAUUUCAGAAUCUUCUUAUACAGCGCACACAUUACGCAGUGAAAAAGGAGUUGGCGCUGAAACGGCAGUUAGAGUUCUACUGGCGACAAAUUUGGGAUACUUCAGGCAGUACAAGUCUCUUUACACACAUGAUGCCAUUCUAUUCCUAUGAUAUACCUCAUACAUGUGGACCGGAUCCAAAAAUUUGUUGUCAAUUCGACUUUAAACGCAUGCAUGAGUUUGGACUUUCGUGCCCAUGGCGCGUGCCACCACAACCGAUCACGGAGCAAAAUGUUGCACAGCGUGCGGAAAUGCUUGUAGAUCAGUGGAAGAAAAAGGCCGAAUUAUACCGUACCAAUGCGCUUCUGAUUCCCUUAGGCGAUGACUUUCGUUUCAGUCAAAGCACUGAAUGGGAUGUGCAGCGAGUCAACUACGAAGCACUUUUCGAUCACAUUAACUCGGAGCAUCGUCAUUUUGUUGAGGCUAAAUUCGGUACUUUACAGCAAUAUUUCGAUGCUGUGCAUCAAGAACAGCGUGAUAAAAUGCGUGAAUUCCCCAUGCUUAGUGGGGACUUUUUCACUUAUGCGGACCGCUCUGACAACUACUGGUCAGGCUACUACACAUCUCGUCCAUACUAUAAGCGCUUGGAUCGUGUACUAUUGCAUUAUGUGCGUGCUGCAGAAAUGCUUUACUCAUGGCGAUUAUGGGACUCCUCUGCGAAAUUCGAUGAAAUGCUUCAAAAUGCACGACGCCAACUAUCACUGUUUCAACAUCACGACGGUAUAACAGGAACAGCUAAGACCCACGUGGUAAAGGAUUAUGCACGCCGUUUGAUAGAUGCUGUGACGACAUGUCAAUUCGUAAUGCAGCAGGCGGUUUAUAGACUGCUAACCAAACCAUCGAUCUAUAUACCCGACUAUAAGUUUCAUUACUUUUAUCUGGAUGACUCUCGUUGGCCUGGUCCUACUGAUAGCCGUAGCACGAUUAUUUUGGGCGAGGAACUGCCCUUAAAACACAUUGUUGUACACAAUUCUUUGGCGCAAUGGCGUGAAGAGAUGGUUGACUUCUAUAUUUCGAGUCCAUAUAUGAGUGUGACGGACUUCCAUGGAAAUCCCGUGCAAGCACAAAUUACGCCCGUUUGGACAUGGCAUAGACACAUACCUUCGAAUAGUAUCACACCACAAGCAUCUACUACGAAGUAUCGAUUGUUGUUCAAGGCUAAUGUCCCACCCUUAGGUUUAGCCACAUAUAUGAUACAAGUGCAAACAAGUCAAACUAAACAUACAUCGUAUGCGACGAAUCUCAUUUUAACCACGAACCCCACAUCCAUUAGCUUAGGGAAUUAUCCACAUGAAGUGAAAUUUGGAGAGCAUCGUCCUAUUUCCUUGCAUGUAGCUGGAGGUCCAACUGUAGCAUUUAGCGGUGACGGCCUUCUAAAAUCCAUACAAAUUGACGUUCAUGCACAGCACAUACCGAUAAAAUUAAAAUUUUACAAGUAUAGUGGUGAUACCUCCGGCGCUUACCUAUUCAUGCCACAUGGACCAGCUACGCCUUUGGUCGAUAUGGGCCCUCCUACAGUUCUUGUAAGUGAAGGUCCAUUGGAAGCGAGUGUGACCGUUGGGUUGCCUUUCGUGGUACAUCAGACACUUCUGCGAGGUGGCGCACCUGAAAUACAAAAUCUAGUGGAUAUUGGCCGCAUGGACAAUACUGAAAUAGCGAUGCGAUUUUUGACUCGUAUAAAGAGUGGUGACCUUUUUUAUACCGAUCUCAACGGAUUACAGAUGAUUAAACGCCGACGUUUGGCUAAACUGCCACUUCAAGCAAAUUACUAUCCCAUACCAUCAUCAGCUUACAUCGAAGACGAUACAUUGCGCUUGACAUUGGUGACAGGACAACCCUUAGGCGGUUCGUCGUUGAAUUCCGGCGAACUAGAAAUAAUGCAGGAUCGCCGUCUAACGCACGACGAUGAGCGCGGCCUGGGUCAAGGUGUGCUAGAUAAUCAGCCUGUUAUGCACAUAUUUAGAGUCGUUUUAGAGCGGAUAGAUACCUGCCUUAUGCUUUCGGAAACCCAUCCGUCAGGCGCCUUAACUCCAACCGCGCACUUGGCUUCGCAAACAUUACUUCAUUUCCUUGAUAAAUUUAUUUUUAUUGAAAAUAAUUGGUUGGGCGUGCAACCUUCUUUCGGGGAAAAACGAGGGGGUGUAGGUGAAGAUAUAUCCAUUGCGGUUUUAAGAAAUUUACCACCAUCGGUAACGAAAAUACCAGUAGCACAUGAUCGUAAGCCAAAGGAUUCAUUAACAAAUACUGGCGUUGUGGUACAUCGUACACUACUAUUGCAGUGUCGCGCCGACGAUCAACAAACAAGCUUUGUUAACUUGAGCAAACUGCUUAUGGUUGCUGCAGUCACCAGUGUUUACAAUACAAGUCUAACAUUCCUCCAACCUCCACAAAAGUUAGAUACUGUUGAAGCGAUUACUCUUUGCCCGCUGGACACGCAGGCAUUUAUAAUACAACAUCACAAUUAAUUUAGCAACCCGAAUAAUUUAGAAUUACCAGUGCUAGUUUUUAAAAACACCGAAUCUCAAAUCAUUGGAACAAGUUUAAAUGCAUUAUUUUAUGCGCCCCUUACUCAUUU
This is a messenger RNA of Rhagoletis pomonella (apple maggot), 3677 nucleotides long. RefSeq names its product alpha-mannosidase 2 (gene alpha-Man-IIa). Gene Ontology annotation, molecular function: alpha-mannosidase activity; carbohydrate binding. The transcript is spliced from 11 exons. The record is from RefSeq and is a predicted model, not a curated record. Gene Ontology annotation, biological process: mannose metabolic process; protein deglycosylation; N-glycan processing. Bases 184 to 3567 code for a protein of 1127 amino acids. Gene Ontology annotation, cellular component: Golgi membrane. Lineage: Eukaryota; Metazoa; Arthropoda; Insecta; Diptera; Tephritidae.